This is a messenger RNA of Paramisgurnus dabryanus, 2434 nucleotides long. It is a transcript of the gene nup88, whose product is annotated as nucleoporin 88. Gene Ontology annotation, cellular component: nuclear pore. Lineage: Eukaryota; Metazoa; Chordata; Actinopteri; Cypriniformes; Cobitidae. The record is from RefSeq and is a predicted model, not a curated record. Gene Ontology annotation, biological process: protein import into nucleus; ribosomal large subunit export from nucleus; ribosomal small subunit export from nucleus. Gene Ontology annotation, molecular function: structural constituent of nuclear pore.
AUCACUCAUCGCCAAUACGGAAAAACAUGGCGUCGGUCGCGGGAGAACGGUGGAGAGACGCGCUAAAAAAACACGAUAUCUUUAAGAAAUUACAAGAGAGGCUCCAUUUAGAGUCACAAGCCACUAGCAAAAGAAUAGCUAAAAACCUGUCGUUCUGCCUGAACAGUGAUCUGUUUAUAUGGGACAGUGUUGAGAGUGUGUUUUACACCACAAACCUGCGACAGCUAAAUACCGGGGCUGACCUCGACACUUCCAAAUAUCAGACUCUGUUAUGCAUCAACCCGCCGUUGUUUGAGGUGUGUCAGGUGUUGAUCAGCCCAACGCAGUAUCAUGUGGCUCUCAUUGGUAAGCGUGGAGCGACUGUACUUGAACUGCCUCAGCGCUGGGGUAAAAAGUCAGAGUUUGAGGGUGGACGCAUGGAGAUCAACUGCAAGACUAUUCCUGUGGCUGAACGCUUCUUCACAAGUGCUCCAUCAGUGACACUGCGACAGGCAACCUGGUAUCCAAGUGAAACUGAGGAGCCUCAUUUAGUUUUACUGACCUCAGACAACACUAUCAGAUUUUAUAAUCUUAAGGAGCCACAGACGCCUGCCAAAGUUUUGCGUGUUUCUCAGUUAGACGAGGACAGCGGUAUUCAUAUAAGAGGGCGUUCAUACGCAGCAUCUUUGGGCGAAACCGCUGUGGCGUUUGACUUCGGGCCACUGGCUGAAUCUCCACGUCAUAUGCGGAUAAAACAAGAUCUGCUGGUGUACCCGCUCUACAUCCUGUAUGGAAAUGGAGAGACAUAUCUGAGCUAUAUCUCGCUCACACACAGUGUCAGUAAUCUCGGGAAGCCCCUGGGCCCUUUACCCAUGCACCCGGUGGCAGAAGAUAACUACGGCUAUUACGCCUGUGCUGUGCUCUGCCUGCCCUGUGUGCCCAACAUUCUGGUUAUUGCCACUGAAACGGGGACGCUGUACCACUGUGUGGUUCUGGAAGCAGAGGAUGAGGAGGACGGUGGAGCUGUAGAGCGAUGGUCUAGAGGCGCAGAAUCCGUGCCAUCCCUAUAUGUAUUCGAGUGUGUGGAGCUGGAGCUGACGCUCAAGCUGGCCGCUGCUGGAGAGGAGGAGGAGGAGCCUGUGGAGUCAGACUUCACCUGUCCAAUCAGAUUGCAUCGAGACCCUCUGUGCCAGCACAGGUAUCACUGCACCCAUGAAGCCGGUGUACACAGUGUUGGACUCACCUGGUUCAAAAAACUGCAAAAGUUUCUGGAGUCUGAUGAGGAAGAUAAAGACGGUCUACAGGAGCUGGCGGCAGAACAGCGCUGCAUAGUGGAGAACAUCCUGUGCACCAAACCUCUCGCUAACAGUUUACCUGCUCCUAUUCGUGGGUUUUGGAUCGUGUCGGACCUUUCCCUGGGAGCCACCAUGAUGUGUGUCAUGAGCAACUACGAGUGUCUUUUACUUCCUUUGCUAAGUUCUAUUCGUCCCCCGUCUCCUCCAUUGCUGUGUUCUGGUCCAGGGGCGGGGUCAGGAAGCUCUCCUCUGCGUGGAUUGGCUGAGGACUCGUUUGAGCAUCAUAUUCGCAACAUCUUGGCACGUAAUUCGACCAACCCAUUAGUGCUAAGGGCCGGUGAUAAGGACUCCUCGCCCCCUCCUUCAGAAUGCCUGCAGCUGUUAAGCAGAGCCACCCAGGUGUUCAGAGAGGAGUACAUCCUAAAAUUGGGCCUGGCUCACGAUGAGAUGCAGAGGAGAGUAAAGCUCUUGAGCGAACAGAAGAGGAAGCAAUUGGACGAUUUGGCUCUUUGCAGAGAGGAGAGGAAAAGCCUGCGGGAGGCAGCAGAACGCCUUGCCGACAAAUAUGAAGAUGCCAAGUAUCGUCAAGAAGCUAUCAUGAACAGAGUAAAACAGGUUUUGGGAAGUCUGCGCAGUCAACUUCCUGUGCUGUCAGAUAGCGAGAAGGACAUGAGGAAAGAACUGCAAACAAUUAAUGAUCAACUCCGUCACCUGGACAACGGAAUUAAACAGGUCAACAUGAAGAAGGAAUACCAGAAAAAACAGAUGAAUAGCGGAGCAUCUCCGGCUCGCUCCAGCCUCGCACUUAACGCCCAUCAGAGGAAGUGUGUUCAGGGAGUCCUCAAGGAACAUGGAGAACACAUCGCUGGCAUGAUGAAGCAGAUCAAGGACAUAAAAAAUCAAUUCAGCUUUUGAACGCUAACAGUCAGCAGACGUCCAAAGCCAAACUAAUUACUUUAUUUUUAUCACAUUGGAGGAAGCAACAGAAGCCAAAUUAUUCACUCAAAGUUUUCCCUCAAGUUGUGUAAGCCUAAAAUACAAAAUAAAAGUAAUUUAGCUAUAACUUGGCAGUUUCAGAAGAUCUUCAAAGAAUAAGCUGACACUUUUGUAUAAACUAGUUUGUCUAUUUUUUUUUUUAAUAAGUGCCAUGUAUACAUCUU